Messenger RNA from Amphibalanus amphitrite, 687 nucleotides. RefSeq names its product histone H3.v1-like. The transcript has a single exon. NCBI's taxonomy places the organism in Eukaryota, Metazoa, Arthropoda, Thecostraca, Balanomorpha, Balanidae. Bases 1 to 687 code for a protein of 228 amino acids. The record is from RefSeq and is a predicted model, not a curated record.
AUGGCUCGCUCUAUGAAAGCCAGCGAGCGGCGCCGGGGCAACAUGACGUCGCCCGUUCUGACCCUGCUCGGCGUCUCCACUGUGCUCUUCGCCAGCCUCUUCAUCAUGAAACGAGCCAUACACAACGUACGGCCACAAGACAUACCGAACCCGCCGCCGCCGACUCGUGCGCACAAGUCUGCGAGUGGGAACGGAACAUCACCAGCGCCGCCAGCCGGUACCGGCAGAGUACCAACACAAGCCGUGUCACCUGCACCAGAGAACACCCUGGGAGGAAGCACCGGGACAGUCAGGCAGACGGUCCCCACCAUUCCGCCGGAGGCAGUGGAUGAAGCCACGGAGGAGCCUCUCGAUGAGAACCCCGAGGAGAACCAAGAGGAGAGUCCGGAGGAAGAACUGGUGGAAACUCCGCAGCAAGAGCAGGAAGAGAGCCCUGAGGAGGUUGUCGAGGAGAGUCCAGAGGAGCCGAGUCCUGAGACCGAGCCCGUGGCGGCGGGCCGCACUCCGAGUCCGGCGGAACUCCUGGAGGCGGAGAUUCCUCCGACGGGUAGUAUGGAGGCGCCGCUGCGGCGUCGGCGCCGCCACCACCGCGCCGACCUGAAGCCGUGGCUGGUAGGCCAGCUGGACCGAGACCGAUGGCACCAGCAGGAGCGCGUCCAGAUCUUCAGGAUGCCGCCAUUGCCCUGA